UACAGUUUUAUUCAAUUGAUGGAAUAUUAAUUCAGAGGGAAAUGUGUAAACCUUAAAUGUGUAGUAAUAUUGUUACUCUGCAUUGAUAGUUACUGAUAUAUUUGGGGUUCAUAUACAAUAACGUGAACGUCGAUAUUUAUUCGAUGCAGCGGAAGCAGUUUGUUCAAACGUAGCUUUUAUUUUGAGCCUUUAUUUUGAAACGGAAGCCCCAUCGGUUAUGAUCCAGUGAAGCGUGAGAUUUCUCCUCCCAGAGCUCCCAGUGUGACUGAGGGCGGCUCCGGACCUCAGUGGUUCACGUACCGGGACAGAGACCUGCAGAGACCAGAAGCCGGACGCGGACAGAGACCACAAAUUGGUCCAGGGUGGAGACCAGAACCCGGAUCGGAUCAGAGAUGGACCGCUGCUGUCUUUUCGUUGCAGUAGGUCAGUGAUGGCCGCCAGGCUUCCUGGACGUGGAGGAGACCGAGUCAGAUCUGGAGCCCAUGUUGGUCAUCAUGGCCUUGCUGGACGGAAACACUGCUGUUGAGAUACUUCUGGCUGCGAUUCUUCUGGAGAGGUACCUGGACACCUUCCAUGGAGCCGGUCUCCUCUCGGCUCGAGACUUUACACACCUGGACAACGAUGCGUUUGUCAGUCUGGGAAUAACUGCCACUGGACACAGGAAGAGAAUCCUACGAUUGGUCCGUCACCUCCAGCGGAUGGAGAGCCAGAGAGCCAAUCAGAAAGCUAAUCCCCCACGGGACCGCUGUCAGUCUGUGUCGGACGUGUCCUCCUCACAGCGAGCUCACGGUCGGUCGCCAGGACCCAUAAACUUUGAGGCGUUCAGGAACUGCUCGGCUCCAAACCUGGCCGACAUGUUGACCGGCCGUGAGGGCAGCCGCCCUUUGGUGAAGCCGGUUCCCAAACCUAGAACCGUCUUUAACCGGCGGAGGACCGCUCCCGUCCACUUCUGUGCAACGACAGACGCGCCGCCGCCCUCCAGAAGGCUUUCCCAGGACUCCAUCUUUUUUUCUGUGUCGGAGGGUAUGACCUCAGGGGACACGCCCACAUCCGACCACAGCUUCACCUCCAAGUCGACCGCGAGUCAGGCGGAGCGGAGGAAGCCGGGUCGCAGCUUGUCGCUGUCAGACGCCAGAGGGUCGUUGCCCCCUGUUCCUCCGAGACUGAACCGCGGGGUCUCCUCCGCCAAGUUCCAGGGGUCCCCAUCCUCAUCCUCAUCCUCCUCAUCUUCACCUGUACGGACUGAGCAGAUCCAGACACAUCCCGUGACUUUCUCUUCCGGUAGUCUUGACGACAGCCAGCUCUCUGAAUCCCCCGGUUCACCCCGAGGUGGUGGCAUGGAGAUGGUCUCCAAUGAAAUCUACUGGGGGACUUCACCUGGCUCUACUGCCCCCGUUGCGGGGAGGAGUUACUACGGCCAGCAGUCAGCUCCUCCCACUCCACCAAGACAAACACCUGAGAGGAACAGCGGCAGCACUUUGAGUAACAACUCUUCCGGAUCAGCUCCAGCUUCAACACACGAUCAGGAGGAGAUCAGCCCCUACUGUGAGACGGUGUUCCAGAGCAGGAGACACCCACUCCCCUGCGAGAGUGAAAGAAGACGAUUGGAGGACAAACUAGCAGAGGAUCAUGGGCCCCAGAAGUUCUCCUGGACCAAGUGUCUGUCCCAGGCUCUCCACUCUGGAGACUCUCAGGGUUACAGCACCGUGGGAGAACCUCCUCAUCCGGCCCGAUACCUCUCCCUGCCCACCCACAGCUUCUCCCCCGAGGCCGACGAAGACCUCACCAUCUCCCCCUAUGCAAGCUACGCCUCGCUGACAGAGAGAUCCCUGCCCAUCAUCAGCAGCUGGCUGGACAAACUGUCUCCACAGGGGAACUAUGUUUUCCAGAAGCGCUACGUGAAGUUUGAUGGAAAAAACUUGAUGUACUUUGGCAGUGAGAAGGACGUCUAUGCCAAAGGAGUGAUCCCAUUGGCUGCCAUUCAGAUGGCCCGCCCAGCCAAGGACAACAAGUUUGAAGUGGUGACAAGUCACAGGAUCUUUGUCUUCAGGACUGAUAAUGAAGCGCUGAGGCGCCGGUGGGUCGGUACCCUGCAGGAACACGUCAGAGAUCAGCUGGUGUUUGGUCAGCGGCCCUUUGGUCCCGGUUCUCACUGUCAAAGACACGGAGUUCUGGAGCUCAAAGGAACCAAGUCCAAGGUGUACGCUGCCAUUAACACAGAGCAGAUCUGGAUCUACAAGAGUGAGCUGUGUUUCCGUAAUAGAAUCGGCAUCACGGUGAUUGAAGCUCGUGGAGCGACCAUCAGAGACGGAAAACACAAGAGCUUCGACCUUAUCACUCCGUACAAAAACCUCAGCUUCACGGCUGAGUCAGACCGGGAGAAGCGUGACUGGAUGGAGGCGCUGCAGGAGGCCAUCGCAGAGACGCUGUCGGACUACGAGGUGGCCGAGAAGAUCUGGUCCAACCGGUCCAACAGGACCUGUGCCGACUGCAGGGCCCCGAACCCGGACUGGGCCUCCAUCAACCUUUGUGUGGUCAUCUGCAAGAACUGUGCAGGGCAGCACAGAGGUCUGGGGACGAUGGUCUCGAAGGUUCAGAGCUUGAAACUGGACACCAGCGUGUGGAGCAACGAGAUCGUGCAGCUGUUCAUCAUGCUUGGGAACGACCGUGCCAACGAGUUCUGGGCCGCCCGGCUGCCGGCGACGGAGGAACUGGACGCUGACGCGUCUCCAGAUCAGAGGAGAGACUUCAUCUCCCAGAAGUACCGAGAGGGCAGGUACCGACUUCCCCAUCCUGGAUUCAACAGCCAGGAGGAGCUGCUCAAGGUCUUAUGCUCCGCGGUCUCUGAACAAACUCUUCUGAAAACUGUCAGUCACAUUUUCGCUGAGGCGGAGUCAGUUCAUUUCUCAGAUGCCUCCAAUGGCUGCCAGCGACAUCAUCACCAGCUGGAAUCAGACCUCAGCGUGUACGACGAGAUCAUGCAGCCAGUCCUUCACUCAGGUUACCUCUACAAGUCCUCCUCGGUCCACAGGGGGACGCUGUCCAGGAAGACCAGAGAAGAUUUCCAGAAGUUCUGGUGCACCGUGGACCGCUCUCUGGUCCUCUACGAGUCGGACCGCUCCUCCGAUCCCUGCCUUCAGAUAAGCGUGAAGGACAUUGUGUGUCUGGGGGUCAGUCGCCCCGAUUCCUCCAACAACAGCAGCGGCUUCAUUGACAGGUUCCGUUACACCUUCGAGUUGUAUCUUACUUCAGAGAAACUUUACCAGUUUGGUUUGGAGACGGCUAACGUUCUGCACAGCUGGACCCAAUCCAUCGGGAAGGCCUCCACCCCCCUCAGCUGUCACUGCCUGCUGACCCGGGAGUUUGAGCGCGUUGGCCUGCUGCGAUACCGAGCAAUGCUGGACCCACAGCGGUGGAAGGAGGCCUUCUUUGUCCUGCAGAAGUCAAACCUCUUCAUCUGCCCCCGAACCGACGGGGCAGCGGAGGACAUCAUCAACCUGAACUGCCUGCAGGAACUCAGUGUCACCUUCGAGACAGAGAACCACGAAAAGAAGGACAUCCUGGUCCUAGUAGAAAAGGGAAGGACUCUGCACCUGCAGGGCGUGGGCCGCAUGGACUUCUCUCUGUGGUACUCGGACAUCCAGCGGGCGGCCGGAGGCAAAGGGAACGCUCUGAGGGAGCAGCAGCUGAGCAGGAACGACAUCCCCAUUAUCGUGGACAGCUGCCUGGCCUUCAUCACACAGUACGGUCUUGGCCAUGAGGGGAUCUACAGGAAGAACGGGGCCAACUCCAGAAUCAAGCUCCUGAUGGAGGAGUUCCGUAAAGACGCCCGAAACGUGAAGCUGAGAAUCGGAGACCACUUCAUCGAGGACGUGACGGACGUCCUUAAGAGGUUCUUCAGGGAAGUGGAGGACCCCGUCUUCAUGGCCGACCUCCACUCGCUGUGGCAGGGGGCUGCCAAAAUCCCCCAGAAGGGUCAGGGACUGGACCGCUACAAGGAGAUCAUUCAGAGUUUCCCUGGGGUCAACCGCCCCACGCUGGCAGCUGUGUUCGGCCCCCUGUACAGGGUCCAGAAGUGUGCCGAUCUGAACCAGAUGUGCACCAAGAACCUGUCGCUGCUGUUUGCUCCCAGUCUGUUCCAGACGGACGGGAAGGGGGAGCAUGAGGUGAAGAUUAUCGAGGACCUCAUCGACAACUAUCUGUACCUCUUUGAUAUCGAUGAGGAGCAUCAGACUCAGAUCGAGCUGGAGAUCAGCCUCAUCACCACCUGGAAGGACACUCAGCUUUCUCAGGCAGGUGACCUGAUCAUUGAGGUCUAUCUGGAGAAGAAGACUCCAGACUGCUGCAUCACUCUCAAAGUGUCUCCCACCAUGAGUGCCGAGGAGCUGACCAAUCAGGUUCUGUUCAUGAGGAACGUCCCGGCCGGGGACAAAGACUUGUGGAUGACGUUUGAAGCAAUGGAAGACGGACAGCUGGAGCGUCCGUUACACCCCAAAGAGAGAGUCCUGGAGCAGGCUCUGCAGUGGUGCAAAAUGGCCGACCCAAGCUCCGCCUACCUGGUGGUGAAGAGAGUUCCUAAAGGAGAAGGAAUCACCCUGCUCACCUCCUAUAAGAGUGAGAUCAUGAAGAUCGGUCUCCUGAGGUGUCGAGAAGAACCUCCAAAGCUCCUUCAGGGCAACAAGUUCCAGGAAAGGACGUUCCAGAUCAUAAACCACAAGCUGCUGCUGCUCAAGGACAAGAAGAGCAUCAAGCCAGAGAAGGAGUGGUCUCUGAAGUCCAUGAAGAUCUACAUCGGCAUCCGCAGGAAACUCAAGGCUCCGACCAGGUGGGGAUUCACAGUGAUGUCACACAAACACCAGCUGUUUCUCUGCUGCAGCUGUGAGGACGAUAUGUGGGACUGGAUCACCAGCUUCCUCAAGGCUCAGAAUGAUGACCCUGGUCCUCCGGUUCUGAGACGUCACUUGUCCUCGGACAUCUCCAAGCACAAGUUUGGCACGAUGCCGCUCGUCCCCAUCAGAGGAGACGAGAGCAACAGCAGCAUGCUGUCGGCCAAUCAGACGCUGAGAAAGUUACACGACAGAAGGACUCUCUCCAUGUACUUUCCCAUGAAGGUGCAGAAGGACUCCUUCGAGGAGCGCUCCCAGUCUCCUGGUCUCCCCGAGCCGCUCUACGAGGAGGUCGGGGACUUUGGCCUUCAAGUUCUCAAAUCAUUGGAGACCAGUUUCCUGUCCAGCAGCACCGCGGAGACCCAGGAGGUCCCGGACCUCCGGCUGGUUCCCAUGGAGACCGGACACUCGAGCCGCACCAUCAUCCCAGAGGUGGCUCAGACCGCCGGCGCCAUGGUGGACUCUCUGGAUCAGAGCAGAGGAGGAGGAGGAGGAACAGGAGCUGACUGCAGCUCCGCAGCUGGGAGGAGGAAGGAGCAGCUGCAAGGAGUGUGUACACCAUCACAGGAGCUCCUGCUGCAGGAGCUGUCCUCUGCUUUCACCAGGAAGGAGGAGGAAGUGGAAGAGGAUGACGUCUGACAGCUCAGCAAACAUCAUGAGGGGUCAGGAGGAAGGAGUCCACUAACCACUAACGUUUCCCUGAUCAAUAACCUCGCUAAUACAUCACACACACCAGGAGGAGAUAUCAUCACAUCAUAUUUAGGACGCAUUCUGAUUCCUAGCCUGCUGGGAUUGGCUGAGAGGUCACCUGACCUGAGGACAUCACUGCUGCAUGUGUCUGGAAGCCUGAAGGAACCUUCUGGAGUUUAUUAUCUCAAGUUACAUUAUUUUACAUUUGAUAUUUUGGUAUAAUACGUACUUCAUUUAUUUGUAUUCUCUUUAUGCCAAAUAACAAAGUGUCGUCUUCUCUUCAAAAUAAAGAUGGUCUUCUUCAUAUUCUAUCA
Gasterosteus aculeatus aculeatus (three-spined stickleback) is the source of this 5890-nucleotide messenger RNA. The record is from RefSeq and is a predicted model, not a curated record. Lineage: Eukaryota; Metazoa; Chordata; Actinopteri; Perciformes; Gasterosteidae.